Hyphopichia burtonii NRRL Y-1933 is the source of this 1969-nucleotide messenger RNA. Its product is annotated as ribose phosphate diphosphokinase subunit. Bases 229 to 1500 code for a protein of 423 amino acids. Lineage: Eukaryota; Fungi; Ascomycota; Pichiomycetes; Serinales; Debaryomycetaceae. Gene Ontology annotation, cellular component: cytoplasm; ribose phosphate diphosphokinase complex. The record is from RefSeq and is a predicted model, not a curated record. Gene Ontology annotation, molecular function: ribose phosphate diphosphokinase activity; magnesium ion binding. Gene Ontology annotation, biological process: ribonucleoside monophosphate biosynthetic process; purine nucleotide biosynthetic process; 5-phosphoribose 1-diphosphate biosynthetic process. The transcript has a single exon.
UUUUUUGAAGUAAUUAGCAAAUUAACAGAAUAUUGAAUUUAUAUAAUUUGAUAUUUUUAUCUUGACUUCAGUGUUUUUUGUUCCAAUUUCAAGGUGACUAAUCCAGUAUCAAACAACGUUGAUUCGGUUGCUUCUCCGGUCGCUUCUUUAAAACAACUAAACGUUCAAACAUCUGGAACUGAUAUAAGUCGUCCAGUAUCAAAAUUACCCUAUUGCAGCAAUUCCAAAAUGCGUAAGUGUAAAGUUUUUGUUGGUUCAUCCCAUCCAGAAUUGGGCCACUUGGUUUGCGACCGUUUAGGGGUUGAACCUGCUCCAUGUACUUUAAAGAAAUUUUCCAAUGGAGAAACCUCCGUACAAAUCGGUGUAUCAAUUAGAGAUGAAGAUGUUUAUAUUAUUCAAUCCGGAUCACCACAGAUUAACGAUCAUAUCAUGGAAUUACUUAUUUUAAUAUCUGCAUGUCGUGGAGGAUCAGCAUCUAAAAUUACGGCUGUUAUUCCUCAAUUUCCAUAUUCCAAACAAUCCAAAAUGAAAAAACAUAGAGGUGCUAUUACUGCUAGAAUGUUGGCUAAUUUAUUGAUUAUGGCUGGUGCUGAUCAUGUUGUUUCAAUGGAUUUACAUGCUUCCCAAAUGCAAGGUUUUUUCACUAAACCAGUUGAUAAUUUAUUUGGUGCACCCACUUUAGCCAGAUGGAUUCGUCAUAAUAUACCGGAUUGGGAAAAUGCAGUUGUUGUUUCUAAGAAUCCUGGUGGUACUAAAAGAGUCACUGCUUUAGCUGAUUCUCUUAAAAUCAAUUUUGCUAUGAUUCAUACCGAUCGUCGUCGUACUCAAGAUGACUAUUCAAAGAAGAAAGCAUUAAAAUCUUCCAAAAACAGUCAUCAAAAUUCUAAAAAAUCUUCAAAUAAUGAUGAUGAUGAAGAAGAAGAUAAUAUUGUUUCAGAAAUGCAAACUGCUAGAAUUGUUCAAGGUCAUGUUGUUGAUGAUGAUUAUCCAGUACCUCAAACUCCAGUUACUAAUGGUACCACUAAACAUUUAGAAUCUACUUCGAUUUUAGACAGUGAUGCUUUGGGUGGCUCAUACGACGCUGCUAAUAGUGAUGAUGAUGAUGAUGAUGAAUCUUCUAGUUUCGCUCAAGAAAAAUUAAUCACUUUAGUUGGGGAUGUUAAUAAUAAAGUUGCCAUUAUCUUAGAUGAUAUGAUUGAUAAACCAAAUUCUUUCAUUGCAGCCGCCGAACAUUUACGCUUGAAUUGUGGUGCUAAAGCGGUUUACGUUGUUGGUACCCAUGGUAUUUUCAGUGAUGAAUGUUUAGAAACCCUUAAUCAUUCUAAAUGUAUCGAUAAAAUCGUCGUCACUAACACCUAUCCAAUUGGUCGUGAAAGAAUUGAAAAAAAUUCGAAGUUGGUCGUCAUAGACGUUUCUCCUAUUUUUGCUGAAUGUAUCAGAAGAGAUCACUUUGGUGAAUCGAUUUCGGUUUUAUUUGACUCUUUAGCUGCAAUCGAAUAAUCGUUUCACUCCUUUAUUUAUUUCAUUUCAUUCUUGGUUUAUUUUCUUUUGUUCUUCUGCUCUUGUUAUCUGCUCCGGCAAGAAUAUAUCAAUCCCUUUGGUUACCUCUUGUAGUUUCUCUCAAACCAACGAUGCAAUCACUCGGAUUGCAGGACCCAUUCUCGAUCAUGCCUUGGCUUGGUCCUUAGGAAUGGUUACUAACGGAGCGUUGGAAUAUCAAUUUUAGACCCUCUAUUCAAACCCUAACAGGUGUUUUACUUGUUUUGCAGCCAGUCUUAUGGUUGGUGCUUGUUUUGAUAAUGGUUACAUCCUUAAAACAUCCGUACAUAUAAAAGAAAAUCACACAUCCGGUCCAUCACCAACACACCCGUACAUCAAGUAGUGCCCCCACGUGCCGAUUGCUCUAAAACUGCAUGCAACGCCCUCAUUUUAUCACAAUAGGAAGAAACUGCCUUAAAUCGUAUUUUUC